UGUGUGUGCGCGUGCCGUGAACGCGGAACUAAUGCUCGUGAGCGCCGGUGUUUUCGGUCGGGCUGUUUUUCCUGCAGCACGUGACUAGCGGUGAAAUAUGUCGAGUUCAUACAGAAACAGGAUUCAGGAGUUCAAGGCGGCUUUGAGCGAGCAGAAGAUUCACUUGCUGUCUUUACGUCAACUCUGUUUCAGUGGGAUUCCGUGUGAAAGCGGCAUUCGCUCUUUGUGUUGGAAGAUUCUGCUGAAUUAUCUGCCGCUGGAUCAGACAUUAUGGGAGUCUUUUCUGAAAAAACAGAGGGAUGUGUACGCUCAGUUUCUGAGAGAGAUGAUCAUUCAGCCGGGAAUCGCCAAGGCCAAUCUGGGCGUGUCUCGUGAGGAUGUGACGCUGGAAGAUCACCCUCUGAAUCCAAACCCAGACAGCCGAUGGAACACAUACUUCAAAGACAAUGAAGUUCUGCUGCAGAUCGACAAAGACGUCAGACGGCUCUAUCCAGACAUGGCCUUCUUCCAGCGGCCCACCGACUUCCCCUGCCAGCUCAUCUUAGACCCUCAGAAUGAGUACGAGACGUUACGCCGGCGUGUGGAACAGACAACACUGAAAGCUCAAACCGUCAACCGCAACCGCAGCGGCGUCACUAACGUGAGUUCUCCGGGGAAGGCGUUAAACUUGUAUCCCUCCAACGAGUACGAGGUUUUACCCAACGGCUGUGAAGCUCACUGGGAGGUGGUGGAACGCAUUCUCUUCAUCUACGCUAAACUGAACCCGGGCAUCGCUUACGUCCAGGGCAUGAAUGAGAUCGUGGGACCGAUAUACUACACCUUCGCUACGGACCCUGACAGCCAGUGGAAAGAACACGCGGAGGCCGACACGUUCUUCUGCUUCACCAGUCUGAUGUCAGAGAACAGAGAUAAUUUCAUCAAGAGUCUGGACGACUCGCAGUGCGGCAUCACAUUCAAGAUGGAGAGCGUGUUCUCCAAACUGAAGGAGAAAGACACCGAGCUCUACAUGAAACUGCAAGAGCAGAACAUCAAGCCUCAGUAUUUCACCUUCCGCUGGUUGACGCUGUUGCUCUCUCAAGAGUUUCUGUUGCCAGACGUCAUCAGGAUUUGGGAUUCGCUGUUUUCCGAACAGGAUCGCUUCGAGUUUCUCAUCCCCGUCUGCUGUGCCAUGCUGAUACUGAUUCGGGAUCAGUUGCUGUCUGGAGACUUCACAGUCAACAUGAGAUUACUGCAGGAUUAUCCCAUCUCUGAUGUUCACACCAUACUCACUAAAGCUAAAGAGCUGCAGGACGGCUCAUCGUGACGAGAGAAACCACGCUAACCUGACAACGCCCCUGACAGCGCCAUCUCGCCACCAACGGGAUCAUCGUUUGCCUUCGUGUGAUUGAGUGUUGGAGUCUUGCCAUCUGAACUUUUUUGAAGAAUGAAACUGUACACACACACACACACACACACACACUCCAGAAACAGCCCAAACACUCCAAAUGAUGAAUUUUAUACUCCUGUAUUUAUAUCAGCUAUUGUUUACUGCUUUUUAUUCUCUGUCGCACUUUGUUUGAUUCGUUGAAUAUCUUAUGUUGUGUCUUUUAUAUAUGAACAAAAAUCUUACCUACAGUUUUAUGGAUUACUGAAGACGUUAGAUUUAGAUGACAUGCUGACAGCUUCAUCGCUUCAUUCUGAUGAAUAACAAACUAUCUGUUUGUACAGCAUGAUGCUUCGAGCGCUAAAGCCGCCGGAUAACGUUUGUUUGUGUCACAGAUCGGCUUUGUUUUGUCCCUUUUAGUCAUCUGUAGAGAUGAUCUUUUCUGACAGCCCCUGUAUCCCAUCAGCCCUUUCUUUACAUACAAACAUAAUGAAAAAUCAGAACGUGAUGUCAUUAACAUUCUGUCAGUGGAAUUUCAGUGUUGUUUUGGCGUUUAUGUUGAAGUAUUUAAGGGCUUGGGUGAAAAUAUCUGAUCAGGAAUUAACACUAACGUUCUUUUGACCGUAUGAAGCUUUUAAACAUAACUGUUGUGUUUUUUUGCAUAAUGGAUGUAGCAGAUGAUGCUCUUCUUUUUUAUCUCUUUUCUCUGGAAUGUGUGACCACACGUGUCUUUCUCUGUGCGUGUGUGUGUGUGUUUGUGCUGCACAUUCGGUUUCUUUUGCAUGUGAAGAUGUUUUUGUAUGAACACAUCUAUAGUUCUUGCUGUUAAAUAUCAAUGUUUUUACAGUGCUUGUAGAAGAACAAUAAACACUUUUAAAGACCUUAUAAAGCGCGAGUGUGUGGCACUGAAACACUCCAAG
Triplophysa rosa is the source of this 2283-nucleotide messenger RNA. It is a transcript of the gene tbc1d13, whose product is annotated as TBC1 domain family, member 13. The transcript is spliced from 12 exons. Lineage: Eukaryota; Metazoa; Chordata; Actinopteri; Cypriniformes; Nemacheilidae. The record is from RefSeq and is a predicted model, not a curated record. Bases 98 to 1303 code for a protein of 401 amino acids. Gene Ontology annotation, biological process: intracellular protein transport; activation of GTPase activity. Gene Ontology annotation, molecular function: GTPase activator activity.